GUCGGUAAACAAGUUCCUGACGCUCAAGACGCAAAACCAGACCGCAGCCCUGUGUGACAAGAUGAAAAAGCUUCUUGUGCUCGGUGUCGGUAGCUCUUUUAUCGGGAUGGUUUUGCUCGUUGUGGGGAUAGCGACGGUGGGGUGGCUGUCUGUUGACCUGGGAUUUGUGAAACGUGAGAGCGGACUGUGGCAGGCGUGUACCACACGGUACGGCGGUACAACGAGCUGUGCAGCCUACGAUAUGAGUCUGCUGAGCCGUAAUGACCACACAUACCGUGCGUUUGCCGUGAUCGGAGCUAUACUGGCCAUCUCCGGUGUAUUCACCGCAUGUUGCGGAGAGGGCUACGAUGCUGACAAAGGCAAGAAUGGCGGCGGUGGCUCCAUGAUUGCUGCAGGUGUUUGUGGUAUGAUCGCGGCUGGCGUUUUCAUCCUGGGUAGCGGGGGUCUGUCGAUGGCGUCACUGUACGGCUACUCCUUCUACCUGACCUGGAUUCAGGCGGUCUUCACGAUCGGAGGAGGAAUCGCCAUCAUUGUUGCCGGGGGAUCUGCAACAGUGCAACCUGGUGGCGAGGGCACCACAACAGUGCAACCUGCUGACGGGGGCCCGGCAACAGCGCAGCCUGUGUGAGAGUAUGUCUUAAAAAAAGGAUCUCUGAGAAGUGCCUAUGUUUUGCAAAGUAAUUUUUUGGUCUGUUGCAUUUGUGUGUCAACGACCUGCCAAGUUUUACAAUUGGAAAUAAACUUUAUGGAUAAACACAACAAUAAAGGUAUUGAUUGUGGCUG
This is a messenger RNA of Branchiostoma belcheri (Belcher's lancelet), 783 nucleotides long. RefSeq names its product claudin-11-like. The record is from RefSeq and is a predicted model, not a curated record. The transcript has 3 exons. Lineage: Eukaryota; Metazoa; Chordata; Leptocardii; Amphioxiformes; Branchiostomatidae. Gene Ontology annotation, cellular component: plasma membrane. The coding region runs from base 62 to 628 and encodes 188 amino acids.